AGAAAAAUCAGAUAACAAAUAAGAAUCAGCCACCUCUCUCUCUCUUGGCUCUCUCCUCGUGCACAGCUCUCUGACUCCGUUAAGACUCCGAGUCUCUGAACUCUCUCUCUCUCUUUCUCGCCGCGAUUGGUGGUGGCUCGAGCUUAGAGAUCACCGGAGAAAACUGUAUGCAAUAUUUCUGGGGGGAAAAAAACAAAGAUCGCCUCAAUCCUAGUUCCAAGCAUCGGCUAACCAAGUCGGAAGUUCAAUUUUGGUACCGGAAUUAGUUGCUGCUGAGAGUUGAUGGAAUGAAGUGAAAUGGAACUUGUCAAUGCUUGUGGUUUUGUGGCUUAUUGAAGUCUGGGGAAUAAUAGUAGGAUAUUGAGGAUGUUACUGUUGUAAAGAAAAAAGUAUGGAAGACCUUCGUCUGUCACCGCUGAAACUAGGUAGCUUUAAGUCUUCAUUGUCAGGGAGGUCUACUCCAAAGGGUUCACCUACAUUUAGGAGAGUUCAUUCAGGCAGGACUCCACGUAGAGAUGGCAAAGGUAGUGGUGGAGCAGGUGUUCAGUGGUUCAGAAGUAACCGUCUGCUAUAUUGGCUACUUUUGAUUACUCUUUGGACCUAUCUUGGAUUUUAUGUUCAGUCCAGAUGGGCGCAUGAUGAUGAUAGCAAAGUUGAGUUUUUACGGUUUGGAGGCAAACUGAGAGAAGAUGUUUUGCAUGUGGAGCAGACUAAACGACUUGAUUCAGUUGCUAAUGGGAGUUCUCAUGCUGUAGUAGAUAAUACCAAUAUAAUUCAUAUAGGUGUAAAUAAAAGGAUGCAUGUAACUUUGGCCAAGAAAGAGGAUGUCACAUCUCGAACAAGCUUGAGUUCCAGGAGGAGGACCAGAAAAGGUAGUCGUAGUUCACGUGCAAGGAUUCGUAGUAAGCAGAAGGUGAGGAAAGUGAUGGAGACUAGGGACUUGGACGAGCAAGAUCAAGAACUUCCAAAGACUAAUGUCACCUACGGUAAACUUUUUGGUCCGUUUGGAUCGCUAGAGGAUAGAAUUCUUGAAUGGAGUCCGCAAAAGCGAUCAGGGACCUGUGACAGGAAAUCAGACUUUAAACGUCUUGUUUGGUCUAGAAGAUUCGUCCUACUUUUCCAUGAACUAUCAAUGACUGGUGCUCCAAUUUCAAUGAUGGAGUUGGCUUCCGAGCUUUUGAGCUGUGGUGCAACAGUAUAUGCAGUAGUUUUGAGUAGAAGGGGUGGAUUAUUGCCAGAGCUCACAAGGAGAAGGAUCAAAGUGGUUGAAGACAAAGGAGAACUCAGUUUCAAAACUGCCAUGAAAGCAGAUCUUGUUAUUGCAGGAUCAGCAGUCUGUGCCUCAUGGAUAGAUCAAUACAUGGAUCACCAUCCAGCUGGUGGAAGUCAAAUCGCUUGGUGGGUGAUGGAGAACCGGCGAGAGUACUUUGAUCGAGCAAAACCUGUGCUCGACCGAGUGAAACUGCUAAUUUUUCUAUCUGAAGUACAGAGCAAACAAUGGUUAACAUGGUGUGAAGAGGACCAUAUAAAGCUUAGGUCUCAGCCGGUUAUUGUUCCGCUGUCUGUUAAUGAUGAGUUGGCUUUUGUUGCCGGGAUUUCCAGUUCACUAAAUACUCCAACACUGACCCAGGAGAUGAUGAAGAAGAAAAGACAAACACUACGUGAAUCAGUCAGAACGGAGUUCGGUUUGACAGAUACGGAUAUGCUUGUGAUGUCUCUUAGCAGCAUAAACCCGGGAAAGGGACAACUUCUUCUUCUUGAAUCUACCGCCUUGGCACUGGAGAGACAACAAGAACAAGAACCAGUGACUAAAAGUAAUCAGUCCAGAAUCAAGAACCUCAAUGGCAUCAGGAAGGAAAAGAUUAGUCUUUCUGUCAGACAUCGUUUAAGAGGCUCACCACGGAAGAUGAAAAUCACGUCUCCUGCUAUUGAAAAUCCAUCCGUUCUCACGGCCACUGGUAAAAGAAAGCUGUUGUUGUUUGGCAACGUAACACAGAAACAAAACCUUAAACUUCUUUUUGGAUCAGUUGGGUCUAAGAGCAACAAAGUUGCAUACGUUAAGGAAAUGUUGAGCUUCUUGUCAAGCAAUGGAAACUUAUCGAAGUCUGUUCUGUGGACUCCAGCAACCACUCGUGUUGCCUCAUUAUACUCUGCUGCAGAUGUCUACGUAACAAAUUCCCAGGGAGUUGGUGAAACAUUCGGGAGAGUGACUAUCGAAGCAAUGGCUUAUGGUCUUCCGGUGCUUGGAACAGACGCUGGAGGAACAAAAGAGAUAGUUGAGCACAAUGUUACAGGGCUACUUCACCCUGUGGGGAGGCCAGGUAAUAAAUUUUUAGCUCAGAACCUUUUGCUUCUUCUUAGAAACCCAUCUACAAGGCUACAACUAGGUAACCAAGGACGUGAAAAAGUUGAGAAGAUGUACAUGAAGCAGCAUAUGUACAAGAGAUUUGUGGACGUACUAGUCAAAUGUAUGAGACCUUAAGUGUGUACUUCCCUCGUUUACUUUUGGUUUAGUACUGGUAAGAUCGUGUAUCAGAAAGUAAAAAAAAAAGAACAAAAACCCCCCAAUUCUUACAAAAUUUCUUGCUAUUCUUUGAA
Camelina sativa (false flax) is the source of this 2598-nucleotide messenger RNA. RefSeq lists its product as uncharacterized. Lineage: Eukaryota; Viridiplantae; Streptophyta; Magnoliopsida; Brassicales; Brassicaceae. Gene Ontology annotation, molecular function: glycosyltransferase activity. The record is from RefSeq and is a predicted model, not a curated record.